Zymoseptoria tritici IPO323 is the source of this 1287-nucleotide messenger RNA. RefSeq lists its product as uncharacterized. The transcript has 2 exons. Bases 1 to 1287 code for a protein of 428 amino acids. Lineage: Eukaryota; Fungi; Ascomycota; Dothideomycetes; Mycosphaerellales; Mycosphaerellaceae. The record is from RefSeq and is a predicted model, not a curated record. Gene Ontology annotation, molecular function: metal ion binding; ATP binding; phosphoribosylamine-glycine ligase activity. Gene Ontology annotation, biological process: purine nucleobase biosynthetic process.
AUGACAAACCAACUCCGCAUCCUCCUCGUCGGCAACGGCGGCCGAGAGCACACAUUGGCAUGGAAGCUCGCCCAAAGUCCACUCGUCGACGAGAUUCAUGUAGUACCCGGCAACGGAGGAACGGCGAGCGUGAACAAAUGCACCAACAUCACCUCCGUUUCAGACAAGGACUUUCCCGCUCUGGCCCAAUAUGCAAAGUCAAACAACAUCAAUCUUCUCAUACCUGGCCCGGAAGCACCUCUAGUCAAAGGCAUCGCAGACAUCUUUGCAGAACAUGCCCCUUGUAUCCCAUGUUUUGGACCGUCAAAAGCCGCCGCCAAUAUGGAAGGCAGCAAGGCUUUCUCCAAGGACUUUAUGAAACGGCACAACAUCCCGACUGCUCGAUUCGAAAACUUCGACAACUACGAAGCCGCUUCAAAACAUCUCGAAACCGUCGAUUACAAGGUCGUCAUCAAAGCUGACGGUCUAGCCGGUGGCAAGGGCGUGGUGCUUCCCCAAACCAAGGAGGAAGCACAGAGCAACUUGAAGGACAUGAUGUUGGCAAAGGAAUUUGGCGAUGCAGGCAGUACAGUGGUCAUCGAGGAAUGCCUGGAGGGUGAUGAGAUCAGUAUCCUAUCACUAUCAGAUGGCCAGUCCAUACUCUCUCUUCCUGCAGCUCAGGAUCACAAGCGGAUCAGAGAUGGCGAUGAAGGUCCAAAUACCGGUGGAAUGGGCACAUACGCACCGGCACCAGUAGCGACGAAGGAGAUACUGGACGAGAUCGAGCGCACCACUCUCAGACCUACCAUUGAAGGGAUGCGGAAAGAAGGGAUGCCAUUUGUUGGCUGCUUAUUCACCGGCUACAUGCUCACAAAAAACGGACCUCGCUUGCUGGAAUACAACGUCAGAUUUGGCGACCCGGAGACUCAAUCCUGUCUAUCACUUCUGCAGUCCGAUCUCGCAGAAUUGAUCGUCGCAUGUACGAAUGGCAGUCUUAACUCCAAGACUAUCGAGGUGGCAUCGGGAAGUGCAUGUACAGUGGUCCUCGCUGCAGGAGGAUAUCCGGAGAAUCCCAAGACAGGGUUCGAGAUGACGGUGAAUGAGCCACAGAAUGGCGUCAACUACUUCCAUGCGGGUACGACGGUGAAAGAUGGCAAGCUGGUGACGAGCGGUGGGAGGGUCAUUGCGUCGACAGCGACUGGAAGCACAUUGCAGGAGGCCAGGGACAAAGCGUAUGAGGGAGUCAAAGGGAUUCACUUCGAUGGUGCGCAGUACCGGACAGAUAUCGCCUACCGAGCGCUGCGAUGA